ACAGAGAGAAACGUUGUCAGUCUCUCCGCUGCACCGGCUACAACCACAGUCCCCUUCACUCAAACAGUGCUACUGCUUCUCUCCGACUGUGUCGCCGCCGAAUGGAGCGGGACGCCGCGGAGGUGGAGGUGCGGCGGCGGCUGCGCGACGUCGGCGCCCGCCUGAGCUCGCUUCCGGACGACGGCGAGCUGCUCAGGUUGCUCCAGGAAGCAGCCAAAUUGUUGUACAGAGUGAAUCAGUGUGAGGUAGACAGAAUUCACAGUGCUCUUAUCCCUGUUAUGAGAGCAUUGAUUAAGAAAGAGCUACUGGAUCACACUGACCCCGGAGUGAAGCUCGCCGUAGCGUCGUGUUUAACCACGCUGAUCAAGAUCCGCGCGCCGGAUCCCCCUUAUGAUGAUGAUGUGAUGAAGGAUGUUCUCAAGCUUGUUGUUGGGGUCUUCUGUGAACUGGAUGAUGUGGACUGCCCCUCCUAUGGAACAAGGGUUUCAAUGCUUGGAACUUUUGCAAGGAUACGGGGUUGUGCCUUGUUGUUAGAUCUUGACUGCAAUGAUCUGAUACGGGAUAUGUUUCACCAUUUCUUCCGCACCGUAUCCAAUACUCAUCAGGAGCAUGUUAUAUCCUAUAUGGAAACCAUAAUGAAGUUUGUGAUCGAAGAUAUUACUGAUAUGGAACAAGAUCUAAUUAAAGAUCUGGCAUCCUGCCUGCUUCAGAAUGUUAAAAAGGAAGAAAAAGAAACUCCUCCAGCAUCUUUUGUACUUGCAGAGAGGGUAAUAGGACUCUGCCAUGAAAAGUUAAAGCCAGUGUUCAUCAAACUACUUCAGGGUGCUCCCAUAACCGAGUAUAGCAAUCUUGUUACAUCAUUUCUCCAAGAUGCUAUAGUUGCUGGAGAUAACAAUGUUGGUGCUUUUAUGCAUGACAUGAAGGAAGUAGUGUCUCCUAAAUCUUCGACCAUGAUGGGUAAAACUAUAGGACAACCAGCAGAUAGUGGGGAUGAGUUGAAACCGGAAAUUGUACAGGGAACUAAAGAGGCUCCUAAUUCAAAUAAAAAAGCUCUUGACGGUAGCAUUGUCGGCUCGAGAAUCAAAGUACGGUGGCCUGCUGAUGAAAUGUUCUACAAUGGAUUGGUUAAGUCAUUUGAUGCUUCUUCAGAAACACACGAGAUUGUGUAUGAUCAUGGUGAUGUUGUACGGCAAUCUCUUAAGGAUGAAAAAUGGGAGUUCAUUGCUGAGGAGCAAGACUACAACCCCGAUGCAUCCCCCGACAUGCUAGAAGACCGAAGUGAUGAAGGAAGUCUUGGACAGCCAUUCCAGGAUGUUCACAAAGCUGCAAGCAGCCAUUCUUUCGUCAUCCAAGAGAAAUACAAUACCGUGCUAAAUGAAAUCGGAUGCAUUUCCACCGAAACCACCGGCUCACUUCUCGUGCGCGUAAGCGGCUGGGAAAAUUGCCACCUUGAGCCCGAAAAAGUUAGCACGGUGUACACAGGGCAGCUCCCGUCAGCCACAGCACAUAACCUCUUUGCAGAAAAGCCUCAGUCCUUCAGUUGCAAAUUGCAACACACAAGCCUAUAAAUCGUGGACUCGUUCCACCCGAUGAACAGCCUACAAGGUUGCAUCGCUCUGAAUCAGUAUAUAUCUUUUCUUUGUUCAUCUGGAGGUGUCCAUCAAAUUAAUGAAGAUGAUCCUCUACUUAACAUGGUCGUAAUCAGUAUUUUACGGACCAAGAAAGAGCUGAGUUCUGGAUGGCGAAAUCUGUGCAGUGUCUGUCUAUAUAGAUGCCAUCUUGGAGCUAUUCUGCCUGUUCAUAUUUCAGUUCCAUUUUGCCUAAAACCGCAAGAGCCGUUCUGGAUGGUGUGACCGACUAAUCCAAGUUAUGAAAUAUGUGCCCUGCAUAUAGAUUCCUGUAUAUAUCUCAGAUUCAGUUCCUUUUGCCUAGAACUCACCUAUGCACAAUCCUCUUAUGGACGUCUUGACUAAGCUGAAGGAAUUGUGUUCAAUUCUUGUCACCAUGUGGUACUGUAUGUAGUAUCUUGUUCUGUGGCAAAAUUGGUUUAGUGACGCUGAAUUUCAACUGUGCUCAAUUUUGAUGUUUGGACUA
Oryza sativa Japonica Group (Japanese rice) is the source of this 2094-nucleotide messenger RNA. RefSeq names its product sister chromatid cohesion protein PDS5 homolog C. Gene Ontology annotation, biological process: DNA repair; mitotic sister chromatid cohesion. Lineage: Eukaryota; Viridiplantae; Streptophyta; Magnoliopsida; Poales; Poaceae. The record is from RefSeq and is a predicted model, not a curated record. Gene Ontology annotation, cellular component: chromatin; nucleus.